AUGAUAGGAGCCAUUUUGGCUUUGUUCGGGACUUUUUUCCAUCUAAAAAAUCCUCCUAACUGUCAAAACCCAGAAAACUGUUCAGUCAUUGCUCAAUCCAUUUAUUAUAUCCCACUUGGAAUGUGUUUUCAGUUCGGGUGGGCGUGCAGUCAAAUUUCCCAUCUUUCUCUCAUGAACGUCAUCAGCGAUAGUGACGAAGAAAGAAUUAUUCUUAAUUCAAUUCGCCGGAGACAAAUCAAACUAAAGAUUCUAUUCGCCACAAUAUACGCAAUUGCACGACUUAUCACAAAUAUUUCGCUAAUCUACUAUCCAGUAUAUCUUGUGUAUACACUCAAAUUAAAAUCAAACGAAUCAGCGUUUGUGUAUGGGUUGGUAAGUUUUACCGACAAAACAUCUACUGGAGUCUUGGUGGUGAUUAUUCAGACUAUCGAAAAACUUUAG
Molecule: messenger RNA, 441 nt
Organism: Octopus sinensis (East Asian common octopus)
Lineage: Eukaryota; Metazoa; Mollusca; Cephalopoda; Octopoda; Octopodidae
Exons: 4
Coding region: 1-441 (146 amino acids)
Biological process (GO): carbohydrate transport
Cellular component (GO): membrane
Molecular function (GO): symporter activity
Source: RefSeq, a predicted model, not a curated record